AUGAAUACAAGUAAAUUAACUACUAUAGCCUUAAUCCUUAUUUUGACAGGAGCUGCUCUAUAUUUUAUUCAAAAAAAUCAAGCUCCUAAACAUAAUCAUUAUGGUGUUUUUACUAAAUUAAGUCCUUAUUAUGAUCCUGAAAUUUGUUAAGAAUGUGGUUCUCAUUAUUGCUGUGGUGAUGGAAUUUGCACAGACGAACUAGAAUGUGUUGGAAAAUCUUUUGGUGGUCCUAGGUCUGGUGAAUUUAAAAACGAUGAUCCUGAUGUAUUUUGCUAAAUAUGUUAGGGUCUUACAAAGUGCUGUUAUGGUCAUUGCUCAUAUGGUGCUUGUAUAUGA
Tetrahymena thermophila SB210 is the source of this 336-nucleotide messenger RNA. RefSeq names its product transmembrane protein, putative. NCBI's taxonomy places the organism in Eukaryota, Ciliophora, Oligohymenophorea, Hymenostomatida, Tetrahymenidae. The transcript has a single exon. The record is from RefSeq and is a predicted model, not a curated record.